AUAUCUCUGUACUGUGUCGCAGGAACGUCCAGGGUGAGCUUGUUUUUUUUUCUGGGAGAUCCUGGGUUGGACUGGAUGACGUUGGAUUAUGCUGGGAGAACCAUGGGUUAAACUAGCUGACCCUGGGCUGCGCUGGGUGACCCUGGGUUAUGCUGGAUCUGAAGACCACCACCCCUUCCUCAGUUGAUGCAGGUCCCUUUAAAUGGCGCAAUGGUCGGCGCCACCCCAGACUGAGUCAUCUGACGUUCGGUUUCCGAGCAGAGCGAAUAGUUCCGCGCUUCGAGCUGCUCUCGGAUCCAGUUCCUUAGCGCCCGGUGCGAACCCCUCUGCCCACAGCCCUUCUGCUCCGGAGUAAUAUGAUCUGCCAUCGCCUUCUGUACCUGUUGCUGACCGUGCUGCCCGGGAUCGCGGCUCACCAGGAUUAUCCCACCAUUAGGAAAAGUCUGUCAGACUGCUCAAAUAAAACUACAGAAUACAUUGCUAGAGGACUUCAGUUGUGCUGCAGCAAAUGUCGACCAGGUACACAUCAGCUCCAGGCUUGCUCGAAGGACAUGGACACACAGUGCAGGCCAUGUGGGAAUAACCAGUACACAGCAUAUUGGAACACACUGAAGAAGUGCAGGGGAUGUGAAGCUCAGUGCAGUGAAGACCAGGAAGAGGUUCAGGCCUGCACAUCAACCUCCAUGAGGGUGUGUCUAUGCCGUGAGGGUUCCUACUGCAUUGAUGCUGCUGGCAAAACCUGUAACCAAUGCCGGAAAUAUUCCGAGUGCAAGGAAGGUUAUGGUGUAAUUGAGCAAGGAACUAAAGAUACCGAUGUGAAAUGUGCACCAUGUGCUUCUGGAACAUUCUCCGAUAAAGUCUCUUACACUGAGGAGUGCAGACCCCACACUGAGUGUGAAACAAAGGGGAGAAAGACUUUACGCAAGGGAAGCAGCAUGAACGAUACAGUUUGCAGCGAAUUAUUAUUACCAAUGCCCCCUGCUCAGACAAAAGCCAUUCCAACAUCUACACCCCAGCCUUCUACUCUGACACAGGUCACGCAUUGGACUGAGAAGGAAGAACCAACCAUGAUCCACGGCACAGAGACUUCACUAGACUUUUCUUCUAGUUCCUGGUUGGUGGUAAUAUGUGUCGGAAUUUUUGCCUUGAUCACUGUGGCAGUUGUGAUAACAGUCUGUGUCAAUCGCAAGAGAAAAGGGAGGAAGCCUGAUCUGAAGGCUGAUGUGCCUGUGAAGAAUGUCAGUCAAAUGGAGGCGAUCUGUUUAAUUAGCGGGAAUGAAAUUGAGCCAGAGGGAGUGGUCCCCAGGAAUGGGACCUGUGGGCAGAACAGUGGAGCCUUGCCAGUAGGAGACCAGCUCCCUUCAUUAUCCAGGUCCAGCAGUGGAGAGUCACGAGGCGUCAGGAGGAAGCCGGAUGUGGAGAACAGCCUGAAGGAGGAGGAUCAGAUGCAGGCGCACUUUGCUACUUUGAACAAUUAUUCACAGAUGGAUUGUCAGGAAGACCAGGGAUACAUCAGCCGGGAAUCCCGGCCCAGCUCAGGAACCCCUUCACCUGUUUUGGAAUUCAUUGGAAAUCCGACAGUGAGUGUUACAAUAAACACCGGCAAGUGUUUUGUCAACUGCUGCCAUUGCCCGGAGGACAAGGCUGCUGGCCCAAGCUCAGAUGAGGACCAGUAUCAUGCUCCAGAGGAGGAGGAGGGAAUUGAAGUGGAUGAAGGGUUUCCAAUCCAGGAGGAACAGAAGGAUUCAGAGUCAGGGAAGUGGAAAGAGGACGGUGGCUCGGUGGAGGCCGUGCAGAAGGAUUGCUGGUGGUAUAACUCAGUGCCACACCAGGAGGACGGGAAGGAGUCACACCUUCCAGUCCAGGACACUUCUGGGAAUGUUUACUGAGUGAGGAAUGAAGGCCAUGGAAUGGCCUGUGUCCUUGUGCUGAAGGCAACUUGUGCCUUGGAGGGCUUGUGAGUGAGGCUACUAUUUAAGCUACUGGUGCUCAACUCGCCUGUGAAACUCUUGAAAUUUCACCCACUUGUACAUGAGCCAAGUGAUGGAGAAUGGAGAAUUUGUGGGGAUCUCCAGAGCUACAGUUCAGACCUCGACACCUCGUUGAAUAAAACAGCAGUUUUUAUGAUUAUGACAAGACAGUCCAGGAUCCAUGGGUUGUUAUUGAGAUCUGUAAAUGCCAAGUAUCCCCAGUAGAGCACUGCCUAGUCAUGUCACAACAUUACCAGCAAGUUGUCACUCUGUUCCAUCCAGCCUGUCUCACCCAGUGUGACCCUUCCUGUAUCACAAUAUGUUACACUGCCCUCCCCACCCAAAACCUCAGGUAUCCCUGCAGGAGGCUAUAAAUAGAGGGGAAAUUCCUUCCACAUUGCUCCCUCUUGCUCUCAGUUGAGGAAGGAACCACCCUGAAUUCCCUGCAGUACCUACCCCCCUCAUACAAGACAAUGUUCCCUACCAGGAUCUAGACACGGGGUCUUGCUCUUGCUUUGGUGUUCACUGCCAAGUCAUUAGAUUGUUCCAGUGCUGCUCUAUUCCCUGAGGAAAAGCCAGGUAUCAUCUAAAGAUCCAAUGAACUUGGACAACACAAGACUCCUUUUCCACCCCCCCCCCCCCCCCCCCCCAUCCUCCCCAACUAAGUAAAAUAGGCCUACAUUCCUUGGAGAUUACAAGAAUAGGGUGACCUCAUUGAAACAUCCAAGGUAGAUAUUGCAAGAUGGUUUCCCCUGGCUGGAGUGCCUGGAUUGGUGCUCAGGAUAAAGAGCAGACAUUUAAAACUAAUGAAGAGAAAUUUCUUCAUGUUGGAAUUUUCUACCCCAGAGGACAGUGGCUACUCAGUCACUGAGUGCAUUUAAUUGGUAGAAAGAUGGAUUUCUGGAUUUUAAUGGAGUCAAGGAAUGGAUGGGGAAAGGAUGGGUAGACUUGAGGUAGGAUGAAGGUUUAUGUGGCCUGUCCCUGUUUCUCAUGGGAACAGGAACAAACUGAUAACUUGAAUACAGUCCAUUCCUUCAUCACCACAUAACUUUUAAUCAGAUCAUCCUAAAGUCUUUUCUCCGAAGUGUAGCGUCCCAACUCUUUCAUAUCUCAAUAAUUCUACCCUGUUUCCACGGAGCUCCAUCCUGUGAUGUUCUGAUGCUCAAACAAAGUGUGGGAGUGUAUUUCAUGCAAGAUCCCAGUCAGGUCUGUUUGGAACAGACAUUAAUGAGCUAAUGACAAUUUUUUCACUCCAUCUUUCCAAAACUAACACAACUGCAUCAAACUUUAUCUGAGAGUAGCACCACUGGUAUCCCAAAAUACACACUGGAUUGAAAAAAGCUAAUGUAAAUAUGACUAUUUAGACCUAUAUUAAUGCAGUUUAUUAUUCAGAAUUAUUAGGAAGCAAAUAUUGUGAUUAAAAAACACCUUUUCACUUAUCCCUCCCAGCCAACCCCAUCGCCCUCUGCUCUCCCUUUCACACCUUCCCUUCCUCUCCAUCCCUGUCUGUCUCCCUAUCCCUCUCCUUUUUACUUUCCAUUCCUCUCCCUUCUCCUUAUUCCAUUCUAUUUUGAUCAUUCUCCUCCUGUCUCUACUUCCUCACUCUACCAUCCCACUUCUCUCAUCACCAGACCUCUCCCUUUCACUCUAAUUUUUUGAAAUCAGGGGAAAGAAAGAGUGGUGAACGUACAUGGGAGGAUAGCAUGUGGUUGAUGUAAUUCCUCGUAAGUAAGAUUUUUAUAUGUGUAAUGGAAUUGAUAAUAAAUACUUUUGUACCUUC
Pristis pectinata (smalltooth sawfish) is the source of this 3750-nucleotide messenger RNA. Its product is annotated as tumor necrosis factor receptor superfamily member 16-like. Lineage: Eukaryota; Metazoa; Chordata; Chondrichthyes; Rhinopristiformes; Pristidae. The coding region runs from base 357 to 1889 and encodes 510 amino acids. The record is from RefSeq and is a predicted model, not a curated record. Gene Ontology annotation, biological process: regulation of T cell proliferation; regulation of T cell cytokine production; positive regulation of membrane protein ectodomain proteolysis. Gene Ontology annotation, molecular function: tumor necrosis factor receptor activity; tumor necrosis factor binding. The transcript is spliced from 11 exons.